CUGUGGGCUUCGAAGGUUCGAGUCCCACUGCGGGAAUGAGCCUUUUUGACCUCUUUCGGGGCUUUUUCGGCUUUUCUGGACCUCGAAGGUUCUCAGAUCCCAACUCUUGUCCCACUCUGUCGCGCAUUAGCUGAUGUUAUGGUUUAAGUGCUGAAAUUUUGGUGGCUAAUCUGCCUCCACCCCUAGCCACAGAGAUUCCUUUUUUGGAGGAAUGACUCGCGAUGAAGACGAAGAUGAUGAGGAAGAGGAGGAAGGAGUCACGUGGGGCCGUGGGAACUCGAGGUUUGAGGGUCCCCAGCCCCCCGAGGAAUUUAGCUUUGGCUUCAGCUUCAGCCCUGGAGGAGGAAUGCGUUUCCACGAUAACUUCGGCUUUGAUGACCUAGUGCGGGAUUUCAAUAACAUCUUCAGCGAGAUGGGGGCCUGGACCUUGCCUUCCCGCCCUCCUGAACUUCCAGGUCCUGAGUCAGAGACACCUGGUGAGAGACGGCAGGAAGGACAGACGCUUCGGGACUCAAUGCUUAAGUAUCCAGAUAGUCACCAGCCCAAGAUCUUUGGUGGGGGCUUGGAGAGUGAUGCAAGAUCUGAAUCCCCCAAACCAGCACCAGACUGGGGCCCCCAGAGACCUUUUCAUAGGUUUGAUGAUACGUGGCCUGUGACCCCCCACUCUAGAGCCAGGGAAGACAAUGAUCUUGAUUCCCAGGUUUCUCAGGAGGGUCUUGGCCCGGUUCUGCAGCCCCAACCCAAAACCUAUUUCAAGAGUGUCUCUGUGACCAAGAUCACUAAGCCAGAUGGGACUAUAGAGGAGCGCCGGACUGUGGUGGACAGUGAGGGCCGGAAAGAGACCACAGUAACCCAUCAAGAGGCAGGCGGCAGUCCUAGAGAUGGUCUAGAAUCACCAACACCUCCAUCCUUGGAUGAUUCCUCUUCCAUCCUGGAUUUGUUCCUAGGACGUUGGUUCCGGUCCCGGUAGCCUUGUUAAUUAACCUCAGAGGCCUUUAGAUUCUUUCCACCUCCUACCCUUGCUCGGUAUUAAUGGGCUUAGCUGUCUUCCUGUCCCCUCAGGACCUCGGGUGUGCAGAGCAGUGAACUGAAGGUCUGUCAGUGUGUCCGUCACCCAAACUGACCAAUAAAACCUUUAUUUAUGCUAA
Odocoileus virginianus texanus is the source of this 1148-nucleotide messenger RNA. Lineage: Eukaryota; Metazoa; Chordata; Mammalia; Artiodactyla; Cervidae. The record is from RefSeq and is a predicted model, not a curated record.